Molecule: messenger RNA, 489 nt
Organism: Prorocentrum cordatum
Lineage: Eukaryota; Dinophyceae; Prorocentrales; Prorocentraceae
Source: the annotation of a GenBank genome assembly
AUGAACAGACACAGCUUGAUCGUCGUGCCCGUGAACCACACCAGUAUGCUGCUGCUUGAUGUUCCGAAGCAAAGCCCGGCAUCCCUGACCAGAGGCAGCAAUGAGCAAAUCAGUUUUGGCCACGUUCACGGUGAGAUUGCCUUCCGUCAGCUCGUGCACGAGAACAUCAAGGAAACGAUUGACGGCACCAAAAUCCUCCAAGACGGAAAAGGACAGCAAAUCAUCGACAAAAGCAACCAGGGAAACGUCAAUGCAGCUUGCCCCCUCUUCCUCAUCUCCGAAAGGGUGUUCGUUACGAUAAACUUCGAAUGCUGGGUCAAAGAAGGCCCUGAGUACAGGGAACUCGGAGUCCUCGAAGUGGGUGUGGACGUCUGCCAAUAUGCUGUCGUACAGGCAGAUAAAAAGGGCAGGUCCUUCAACACUGCCUUGACGAACGCCCUUCCCGACCCUCAAGCAACGACACGGACGACCAGUCUUAGUGUCCCGUAA